AUGGUUGGCAAUGAAAAGAAAAAAGUUCUUGCAAAGCUGCCUGCACAGUUUCCAAACAUUCUUGAACCGAACCAUUGUGAUACAAUUACAGAAAUAUGGAAGGUACAUUACGAUAUUUGGGUACUCUAGCUGCUAUUUCUCAACAACUUAGUUCUUGAUAUACUAUGUUCAUUUUUCUAGGAAUUUCAUGAAUUGUAUGGAAUACUUUCAUCAUGGAAACCUUCUCAAACAGAUAUUGAUGGAUUUUUUGAGAAGGCAAGUGAUAUAUUGUAUUUAAUUGAGUUGCUUGGCACAGCUGCUAUAUAGUAUGUUGCUAAACUAAGUCAUGUACCCAGAUUCAUCAAAGAUGAAAUCAUUGUCCUUGAAAUCAUUCACUGGGCAAGGGAUUGAAAAGAUUAAUGAUGUAGUUCGUGCAAUUUAUCAUAAUAAAAGUAAUCGCCAUGAUGCUUGCAAAGAGGCAAUGCAAGCACUUCAACAAAUUGAUAAUCUUCAGGAUUUUGAAAGAAUGCCACACCAAUACCAGAAGCAAGACAACACCUACUGGUCAAAUGAAAUAUUUGAGCUGAGAAGAAAGAGACCGCGUCUUUGUGUAGAUCCAAGAGAGGACGAGAACCAUCACGAUCAAUUAAACCCAGAGGAUAUUGACAGCAUGAGUUUAUGUGAAGUGAAAGAAAAACUAGAAGAACUACACAAGGCUUGA
Messenger RNA from Paramuricea clavata, 700 nucleotides. The record is from the annotation of a GenBank genome assembly. NCBI's taxonomy places the organism in Eukaryota, Metazoa, Cnidaria, Anthozoa, Malacalcyonacea, Plexauridae.